Molecule: messenger RNA, 4238 nt
Organism: Rhea pennata
Lineage: Eukaryota; Metazoa; Chordata; Aves; Rheiformes; Rheidae
Gene: HSPA13
Product: heat shock protein family A (Hsp70) member 13
Exons: 5
Coding region: 38-1456 (472 amino acids)
Cellular component (GO): cytoplasm; nucleus; cytosol
Molecular function (GO): ATP binding; ATP-dependent protein folding chaperone
Source: RefSeq, a predicted model, not a curated record
CGGCGUUGGCCGGUGGUGCCGGAGUCGGCAGGGAGCCAUGGCGGGGCAGAUGGCUGUGCUGGGUUCGGCUGUUCUGGCUCUCUUGUUAGCUGGCUAUCUAGCACAGCAGUAUUUACCAAUGCCUACACCUAAAGUAAUUGGGAUUGAUCUUGGCACAACUUACUGCUCUGUUGGUGUCUUCCUUCCUGGAACAGGGCAGGUGAAGGUUAUUGUGGAUGAAAACGGGCACAACAGCAUACCAAGUAUAGUGUCUUUCACAGACAAAGAUGUGUAUGUAGGAUAUGAUGGCUUAGAACUGGCUGAUUCAAAUCCUCAGAACACUGUAUAUGAUGCAAAAAGAUUCAUUGGGAAAAUCUUCACUCCAGAAGAACUGAAAAGUGAAAGUAGCAGGUAUCCAUUUAAGAUUUUUAAUAACAAUGGAUUAGCUGAAUUUUCUGUGACAACCAAUGAAACCUUUCAUAUCACUCCAGAAUAUGUUGGCUCUCAGCUGCUCCUGAAAUUGAAGAGAAUGGCCGAAGACUAUCUUGGCAUGCCCGUUUCAAAGGCAGUCAUCUCUGUGCCAGCUGAGUUCGAUGAAAAGCAACGGAAUUCUACCAUUAAGGCAGCUAACCUUGCAGGGCUAGAAAUUUUGCGAGUAAUCAAUGAACCCACUGCUGCAGCUAUGGCUUAUGGACUCCACAAAGCUGAUGUGUUUAAUGUCUUGGUGGUGGAUUUGGGUGGAGGAACAUUAGAUGUUUCUCUGUUGAACAAGCAGGGAGGGAUGUUCCUCACACGAGCCAUGGCAGGUAACAACAAACUUGGAGGACAGGAUUUUAAUCAGAGAUUGUUGCAGCAUUUGUAUGCUCAGCUUCAUCAAAGGUAUGGUUCUCUACCAUCAAGAAAAGAAGAAAUACAUCAACUCAGACAGAUUGUGGAAGCAGUUAAAUUAAAUUUGACUGUGCAUGAGGCCUCUACAGUAAGAGUGUCAUUGACUAUUGCAGAAAAGAUUACAAAAGAUCUUCCAGAAAGUGAGCGGAACACAAAUACCGUGCGUGAAGACCAGCCUUCACAAAUAAUGAAAGAUGAGAAAAAUCUUAUAGGAGGCAAUUCACAAGUGCAGAAUAACUUUGUCAAAGUUGUGUUUGAAACAGAAAUCUCUAGGAAGCUAUUUGAGGUGUUGAAUGAGGACCUUUUUCAGAAGAUUCUUUUGCCCAUUGAGCAGGUGUUGAAGGAAGGCCAUCUACACAAAGCAGAAGUGGAUGAAAUUGUGUUAGUUGGAGGCUCCACACGGAUUCCUCAAAUACGCAAAGUUAUUCGAGAUUUUUUUGGAAAGGAACCUAACACCUCUGUAGAUCCUGAUUUAGCAGUUGUAAUGGGUGUAGCUAUCCAAGCAGGAAUUGUUGGUGGGUCCUGGCCUCUCCAAGUUAGUGCUAUAGAAAUUCCUAAUAGGCAUUUACGGAAAACUAACUUUAACUGAAAAUAAACUCUUUCUCAUUGUAUUCCAUCUCUCCAAAUAGCAUACUAUGACGGUGCAUACCUACCUAACUGGCAGUAAAGCCUAAUUUUAGCCAUAAUUAUAUCCAUUUUUAUAUCUAUUCCAAUUAGGUGUAACUGGACACCUAAUUGUGUUACAGCUGGAUGUUACUUUGAAGGUAUGAGUGAUUUUUUUGAAGUUCUAAAGUGUCCCCUGUUGACUUGUAGAUGUGAAUAUUGAUGAAAAUGCUAAUGUUGACAUACUUGCAUUCUCUUGCUAAAUUUUAUUAGCAAAUCCUGAAGAGAUGUGUGUUUAAAAAUACAAAAGGAGUGUGACCAAAGGUUGCAGAUAAUGUGUUAUUGUGCCAUAGGUAUUCCCAUGUUUAAUAUAUUUACUUUGAGAGAAUGUGAAUCAGUGUUAGCGCACAUAGCUCUAGCAGUGUUUAGCUUAAAGUUAUUUAUUAAAUUGAGUCAUUUGAGCAUUUAAGCACCUUUUUAAAAGGCAUAUUGCAGCUUGAAUGAGACUUACACAUUCACUUGAUUCUUCUGCUGUUCAUAACAGCAUAUUAUUGAGACUAUAUGGCAAAUUCUUGUCUCCUGGUUCGGUCAAACCAUAUUAAGAAAUUUAGCUUUUGUUAAUGCACAGUGCUACUUAGUGUGUCUCCAAGAGCUAAAUUUCUGGUCUGUGUUUAAUUGUUACUUGUAGGUGCUGCUGUCAUACCACUAAUGCACUUACCAGAGAAUAAGUGCAUACCAACAACUAUUUAUAACCCCCUUCGUAUGAAAACUGUAUAAACUUUGUAUUUUUUAUAAAGUUACACCUGUAUAUCUUCCUUUGAAUUUGACCAACAUGAAUUAAAUUUUUGUGCAGUUACAAGUGUUACCUCUUUCCCUGUCCCCAGCCCUUUUUUUUUUCAGGGAGAAAGUAUGGGACAAAAGGAACCUCCUAGAUGAAGUCUAGUUCCUGAAGUCUUAGUAAAUGAAAAUUCACCUACUACUUUUUGUACUUUUUAGCUAGUAUGGGAGGGAAAUGGGGCAUGUAAGCAGAAUUUGAGGUAGCAUUUCUUGGGACUUUAUUUCAGGCAAGUAUAUUGGUGCCCAGCUCUCUAGCAAAUGUAUGAGGAGAAGAAACGGAUACUCAUUUUGGUGACUGAGUUCUUUUACUCUCCAAAGAGUUAAAAUAAUGUUUAAAAGCUGGCUGUGUUCUUUUUUGUGUAGAACUGUUUUACCACAAUGAGAACACUUCAUUCAGCUAAGACUCAGUUAGACAUCCAUUAACAAACCUCAGUCUUAAUCAGGUAAGCUGUAGUGACAAGUGGUACUAAGCUUUUUCCUGUAUGCCUCAUUUUUUUUUUUUUUUUCAUAUUAAGCUUACUCAGAUAACCUUUGGGGUUUAGAUUUAUGGUCUCAGCUGUGAGUAUAGUAAAGUAGCCUUGUUAUUCCCCUGGUGGUAGACUUGGUUUAUGGCACCACCACAUUAGUUGUGCUGAUUCAGCUGUUUAUAUAACUGUAGUAUAAAUCAUAUCUUUGAGGUAAUCCAACUAAAAAAAAAGAAAACUCUGAAAUCAUAGUUUCAUGUAACCAUUCCAUCAGUGUUGCUUAACUUCACAGAAGAUUCCCAAAAUAUUGCUAGCAUCUGUUUAAUUUCUCUGAGUAGAAAACCUAAAAAAAGCCUCCUAUAUAAAAUUCACUUUGCUUUGUACCUCUUUGAAAGUGACCCUGAAAGUCUGUGUGGAGCUUUCAGUAAUGUGAUAAUGUAUUCAAAAGAAAAUAUUGCACAGUUAGAAAAAGUGAGCGGUAAGGGACUAAGGUGAAUAAAACUCCUAACUUGAAAGAAGUGUAGCUUCAGUGAAAUUAUGGAUGAAUGCCAAUAUACAGUACAGUUUUCAUGCUAUCUUUGCCUUGCAGAUAUUGUAGGUAUUUAAGUCUUGAGUCAUUGUGGCCUGUUCUUCUGCCCUGCUCUAAAUUCUCCUCAAAGUAUACUGGAAUUACAGUAGGUCUUAAGUCUUCAUUUUUAAUGCACUUUCUGAAAUGAGCAGUUCUGCAUAAAAAUAGAACCACAUUGUAGUUAAGCUAUCAAAAGGGUGGGUUUUUUUUUUUUGUUUGUUUGUUUUUUUGUUUUUUUGUUUUUUUUUUUUUUUUACAAGCUUGAGGACAAGUUAGGCAGGUGUCUGAGAGCAACUUUUAAAUGUGAAACUCUCAGUGCAAGUAAAUGAAGUAUUUCCAAUGUGUAUUACUUCAUUCUAGCAGAGUUUUGUUAAGUUUCUUGCAGUGUUAAUCUGGGGUUUGUAAAGAAAGGGUGAGUUGUUAUUUACUUGAACUUCACAAUAAGGGUAUUUAUUCAGAUUUCUCUAUGGAUUUUUUUUUAAUACAGAAGCUACUGUACAUUGGAUAUCUUGCAAUGCAUCCUUAUUUAUUAGAUAACUUUUCUGAAUUCUGCAGUCGGGUUAUUUAUUUUGUAUCUUUGGUUUUGGUACUGUAUUUUGGCACAAAGCAUUGAAUUUUUAAAAUAAGUAGAAUACUGUACUAAAUAUGUAUUUCCAGGUAUACAUGUGUACUGCUUACCACCAGAAGUAUCUGUUUAAACAAAUUGUUAUUUGAAGGCUGAAAUCCUUUACAAACUGUCCUUCAAAUCUGAAUAAUGUUGUCUAUGGUGUAAUGCAAAUACUUAUAUAGCUAAUGCUUGUUUUAUGGGUUGAAAUUCUGACAAUAUAAGAUGCCUCACCAAUUGUAUGUUUCUGAGUUGUUUUCAAAUGCAGAAGAUAAAAUGCAUUUUAUAAAUAACC